CGAUUUCUGAUUCUGAUAUACCGCAUUUUUGGCUUUUAUAAUUAUAACGAAGACAAUCGGAAUAUAAACAUAAAAUAAUAAAACUCGUACGCAAGUUUCGAACUUUCGUCGUCACUUGCUCUAAAAGUUCCGGCGAGAGAAACUGAAUAGCAGUUGACAGCCCAAGUUUAUAUCAGACCGAAAUUAUAGCAGCGUUUGUGCUAAAAUAUGGUCGGAAUUUUCUCAAGAUUUUCGGUUAGGAGUGGCCAUCGCCGAGCUCAAAGUGCACUUGACGAGAGGGAAGCAUUGCCUCCAAGGUCAGAAGUGACCACGAAUUCGACUUUAGCUUCGUCAGCGUCUACUGCAGCCCAUGGUAUUGAUAUUGCAGUUGAGUUUAAACCAGUCGAGCGGCCGAUCGAGCCACUUGACAAUGAUCAACCGAUCCAAUGUCCGCUGCCUGAGCCGUCAAUCCUUAAUGAUGGAAGAAUAUGGAAAGAGAGAGUUUCAUCAGGUGUGCAAAGAAGGGCUGAUAUGCCAGCUGUGCAGGAUCAAACUCCUGUCAGAUCUGGGUCUCUCUCGAGAAAACCCCGCCCUUCAAACCGGGUUAUCCUGCCAUCUGUGAGUGCCCCGGAGCAUAAUAUCUUAAAACUGCUUGACGAGUGCAAUACAUCAGGAAUAUAAGUUACAACAAUUAAACCUGGUUUUAUUUUUAUUUUUUUUCUUAUUUAUUAUAAUGAAUCACUCUGUAUAAGGAUGCCAUUGUUCUGUUUAUAUGGCGUACAACCCUUUUAUCUUAUCCUACAUUGUAUCUGUAUUUAUGAAUGUUUAAAAUUCAGGAUGGUGCUUUUCUUGACAUUCACUAGUUAUAUUGUUAAAGUGGAAACCGUACUUAUGCUUUGCUUAGAAGCUAAGUGAGAAUAACUUCAAUCCAAAUGUCUUCGAUUAUUCCGGUAGGAUUAAGUGGCAAGUUGAAAUCAGUUAAUAGGAGCAUUAUACCGCUGGCUGACGUCUAUUUCAUGCCUUUCUGGAUUCUGAACGGCAAGGUUUGUGAUUGGCUGUUUUUAGUUUUUUAUUUUGUUUCAAUUUACCUGCUUGUGAAUAUG
Striga asiatica is the source of this 1082-nucleotide messenger RNA. Lineage: Eukaryota; Viridiplantae; Streptophyta; Magnoliopsida; Lamiales; Orobanchaceae. The record is from the annotation of a GenBank genome assembly.